Molecule: messenger RNA, 264 nt
Organism: Clonostachys rhizophaga
Lineage: Eukaryota; Fungi; Ascomycota; Sordariomycetes; Hypocreales; Bionectriaceae
Source: the annotation of a GenBank genome assembly
AUGGUCAAGUGUUAUCUCUACGGGACUUGGAUCCCCACAAUCUUCAUGAAUCUCCAGGUCCAAAAGCCCUCGACGCACGUUUUUGGGGCUAAGACUUCGCCACCAGGGGCGGCCAGGACUCGGCAGCGUCAACUGGUCCCCAUGAAACACACUCCCGACGCCUCGACGCCUCAAUCUGGCAAAACUAGCGGAGAGAGAGAGGCUGUGGCAAAGAGGACCCGAUUUGCGUGGCUGCUGACCGACCAACGAACACUGGACGAAUGA